AGAGUCGUUUCACUAAAUUGCGCCGCCAUGAAUAACCGCCGUGGAGUAACAACCGCCGUAUCGAAACGGCGUCCGGUGAUUCACGUGUUACCAGACGAGACAGCGAUACGAGUAGUCUGCCACGCGUCAGUAAUCGGCGGUAUAAUCGGUUCAAAUGGUUACGUUGUUUCCAAACUCCGUCGUGAAACCGGUACAAAAAUCCAUUGCGAGUCUCCGGUUAACGGCUCCGAUCACUGGGUUGUCUUCAUCGUUGGUUCAACCGCUGUUAACAAAAGUGUUCUAUUGACUGAUAGAGUCGGAGAUUUCUCCGGCGGUGAACACGAAGAUUGGGUGACUUGUGAAGUUUCCGCUGCUCAGACGGCGUUGAUUAGGGUUUUGGAGAGAUCAUGGGUUGUUUUAGCGGCGAAGGAUGGCGGCGGAGUUGUUGAUGGUGAGGAUGAAGAAGCUUAUUGUGGGAUUUUGGCUGAUCGGAAUCAGAUUGGUGCUGUUUUGGGUUUGGGUGGGAAGAAUGUGGAGUGGAUGCGGAGAAGUUCUGGUGCCAUGAUUAGGGUUUUGCCUCCUCCGAUUUGCGGCACUAACACUGAUGAACUCAUUCAGAUUACUGGUGAUGUCUUGGCUGUGAAGAAGGCACUAGUUAUGGUAUCGACUUGUAUUCAAGAUAAUCCACCUGUCAACGGGUAUCCACAGCCGCUUUGCAUCAAAGCUUACGAGUCAUCUACUGAUGGGAACUCAGAGGAUCCACAUUCUGAGUUUUUCCCAAACCUGCGUUCUUCGGUGCCUAAUGCUUCAGAUUCUGCUACGUCGAAUAGACAUUUACCAGCGGUGUAUGAUGAAGGAAAUGGUACAGAACGAAAAGUUGUGUUCAAGAUAAUCUUCACGUGUGUUGUAGCUGGAGGCAUUAUUGGGAAACAAGGAACUAUUAUCAGAGCUCUGCAGAAUGAAACAGGUGCUUCUAUUUCGAUUGGAGCUCCAUUGAAAGUAUCCGGUGAGCGAGUUGUUACUAUUUCUGCACGUGAGAACCUCGAGUCACGGUACUCUCAUGCACAAAAUGCUCUGGCUCUUGUCUUUGCAAGAUCUGUUGAGAUUGAUGUUGAGAAAGGUCUGCGUCCGGGAUUGCACAAUGGUGCUGUAGUGAAAACCAAGUUGUUGGUACCAUCGCAAUUCGCUAACAGCUUAAUGGGAAACGGAAACAGAGAAGCAAUCAUAGCAACUGGUGCUGAUGUACACAUUCCAGUAGGCAACCAGAUUUUAGAGUGGAUCUCAGAAAAUGAAGUGGUGAUUGAGAUUAAGGGAGAGUAUAGUCAUGUACAGAAGGCCUUGACUCAUGUUUCAUCUAAAUUACGGGAAAAUCUAUUGCCAAAGAAGGUCCUCGGAGAAAUGAGAGCUAGAGUUAGUAAUCCAUAUGAAAGUGCAGGAACAAGCCAGAUUUAUAAUCUGCAACAAUCAAAACAAAACGCAGGCAGAGGUGAUUCUCUCUCGGUAUCAGAUGGUGAACAAAACUCGAAGAUGGUCAGAAGCGGUGCAGAAGUAAUGAAAUCGAAUUCUGUAAUGCACACCGAGGUCCUUAAAGAGGUGGAUGAACUCAAAGGCCUUACACUUCCACAAAGUUUGCUGGAGGAUGACUUGACACAGGGAAUGAAACAGCUUCAGAUGUCUAGGAAUGGAGACGUCUCUUCUUUACCACAACGAAGUAAAGGUGUAUAUGUGAGAAAAAUCACCUUGGAGUUAACCGUCGAGAAAGAUGCUCUUGGUUCACUCUAUGGCAGAGAUGGCACCGGUGUGGAUAAUCUACGACAGAUUUCAGGAGCCAGAGUGGAUGUGAAGGAUCCUACAGGAAUUGAAGCGACGGUCUUAAUAAUCUCCGGGAAUCCUGAGCAAACCCGCACAGCGAUGUCUUUGAUCGAAAAUCGUUUCGAUUUCAUAAUGGAAGAUGUUCAGAUCGACGCUACAGUUCCGGUGGAUCCAAAUGUCACGUCACUUUGUUCACCGGAGAUACCUAAUUUCGAUUUCGUUAGUGAUGAAACAGAGAAAUUAGAGAUCGGAGAUACUUCCAUUGAUGACUGUGAUGAUUCUUUGGGCGAUUCCAUGGUGUGCGAUCCGAAUUCAAGACUGGUUCCCACUGGCUUCACAAGACCUAAUCGCACAGAUGAGACAAUUAUGUUCAUAAAUGCUGGAGGAGAUGAUUCAAAGGUAUUAGAUUCUGAAUUGAAUAUCCUCAGAGAUAACUAUUUCGAAGGAGGAGAUGUGCUUAGAACAGAAGAGUCUAUAGUUGAAGCUGGAGACUUUCCGUUCAUUUAUCAGUCAGCACGUGUUGGGAACUUUUGUUACCGGUUAAACAAUCUUCUUCCUGGAGAGUACUUGAUCGAUUUCCAUUUCGCGGAGAUUAUUAAUACCAAUGGACCUAAAGGGAUAAGGGUUUUCAAUGUCUAUGUUCAAGAUGAGAAGGUGUUAGCUGAGUUUGAUAUCUUCUCGGUUGUUGGCGCAAAUAGGCCACUUCUGUUGGUUGACUUAAGGGUCAUGGUAAUGGAUGAUGGAUUGAUUAGGGUAAGGUUUGAAGGAAUAAAUGGAAGUCCAGUGGUUUGUGGGAUUUGUCUGAGGAAAGCGCCACAGGUUUCAGUUCCAAGGACAUCACAAGAUUAUAUUAAGUGUGAGAAUUGUGCUACCGAAAUAGAAAUUUCUCCUACUCGGAAGAGACUUAUGCGAGCCAAAGCUCAUGACAAGUAUGAGAAGAAGAUAGCAGAGCUUUCUGAACGAUACGAACAUAAGACAAAUGAGUGCCAUGAAGCAUGGAUGUCACUGACCUCUGCCAAUGAGCAACUAGAGAAAGUGUUGAUGGAACUCGACAAUAAGAUGUAUGAGGCACGCUCUCUAGACCAAACUGUGGUAACACAAGCUGAUUGUUUGAAGAGUAUCACUAGCAAGUAUGAGAAUGAAAAGAGACAUUGGGCCAAAGCAAUUGUUACUCUGCAUGAGAAAAUUCAGAUAAUGAAAAGGGAACAAUCUCAGCUAUCACAGGAAGCACAUGAAUGCGUGGAAGGGAUCCCGGAAUUGUAUAAAAUGGUUGAUGGAGUUCAGGCACUAGUUUCACAGUGCGAGGAUCUCAAGCAGAAGUACAGUGAAGAGCAAGCAAAGCGAAAGGAGCUGUACAACCAUAUACAAGAGACUAAAGGCAAUAUUAGGGUCUUUUGUCGCUGCCGCCCUUUGAAUAAGGAGGAGACAUCAACUAAGUCUGCCACAAUUGUUGACUUUGAUGGAGCAAAAGAUGGAGAGCUUGGUGUUAUUACAGGAAAUAAUUCCAAGAAAAGUUUCAAGUUUGACAGAGUUUAUACACCGAAAGAUGGUCAAGUUGAUGUCUUUGCCGAUGCUUCUCCUAUGGUUGUUUCAGUCCUAGACGGCUACAAUGUUUGUAUUUUUGCCUACGGACAAACAGGAACAGGAAAGACGUUUACAAUGGAAGGUACUCCACAGAACAGGGGUGUCAACUAUAGAACUGUCGAGCAAUUAUUUGAAGUUGCUAGAGAAAGGAGAGAGACAAUUUCAUAUAACAUAUCUGUUAGUGUCCUUGAGGUUUACAAUGAACAGAUAAGAGACUUGUUGGCAACAUCACCUGGGUCAAAGAAGUUGGAGAUAAAACAAUCCUCUGAUGGGUCUCAUCAUGUUCCUGGAUUAGUAGAAGCAAAAGUGGACAAUAUAAAUGAAGUGUGGAAUGUGCUUCAGGCUGGGAGCAAUGCAAGAUCAGUUGGAUCCAAUAAUGUGAAUGAGCAUAGCAGCCGCUCUCACUGCAUGCUCUCUAUAAUGGUAAAAGCAAAGAACCUGAUGAAUGGUGAUUGCACAAAAAGCACUCUUUGGCUUGUAGAUUUAGCCGGAAGUGAGAGGUUGGCAAAGACUGACGUGCAAGGUGAGCGUCUGAAGGAAGCACAGAACAUCAACAGGUCACUCUCAGCUCUCGGGGAUGUGAUUUAUGCUUUGGCAACAAAGAGUAGUCAUAUUCCAUACAGGAACUCAAAAUUAACACAUUUGCUUCAAGAUUCACUGGGAGGUGACUCAAAGACUCUGAUGUUUGUGCAAAUCAGUCCCUCUGAGCAUGAUGUAAGUGAGACUCUAAGUUCACUUAGCUUUGCAACUCGUGUAAGAGGGGUUGAAUUGGGUCCUGCGAGGAAGCAAGUUGAUACCGGUGAGAUCCAGAAGUUGAAAGCAAUGGUGGAGAAAGCAAGGCAAGAUAGCCGAUCUAAAGAUGAAUCCAUAAAGAAACUGGAGGAUAACAUACAGAAUCUGGAAGGUAAGAACAAAGGAAGAGACAACUCAUACAGAAGUCUCCAGGAAAAGAACAAAGACCUUGAAAACCAACUUGAUUCACUCCACAACCAAUCAGAAAAACAAUAUGCACAGCUUCAAGAAAGACUAAAGAGCAGAGAUGAGAUUUGUAGCAAUCUCCAACAAAAGAUCAAGGAGCUAGAGUGCAAGCUACGGGAGAGACACCAAUCAGAUUCUGCAACUUACCACCAGAAGGUUAAGGAUCUUGAGAAUAACUUGAAAGAAUCCGAAGGAAACUCCCUUGUGUGGCAACAGAAGGUUAAGGAUUAUGAGAAUAAGUUGAAAGAGUCUGAAGGAAACUCUCUUGUGUGGCAACAGAAGAUUAAAGAGUUGGAGACAAAACACAAAGACGAGCAAAGCCAAGAAGCAGUGUUACUACGACAGAAGAUUAAAGAACUUGAGAUGAGGCUAAAGGAGCAAGAGAAACAUAUACAACAAAUGGCAACAACUAGAGAAUUCCCUGAUGUUGCAAACGCUACUCCUAACGAAGUGAAAACUUGCUUCAAAGAAGAUAACUUUGGCAAUGAGAAUAUGGAAUCCAACAACAACAUCCUGAGAACAUCAAACCGUCUCAAGACUAAAAGACACGAUUCAUUAAAUCUCAAUGAGAUGACUAGAAAGAAGAGAGCCUCGAGAAGCGGCGAAACAGAGAACAAUGGUGAUGAUCCUCAAAUGAAGGAGAAACGGAUCAGGAAAUCAGACCCACCAAAAGUUUUCUCGAGAGUAGUCAGACCAACAAGACCAGCUUCUGGUUCAUCAAGCCAAGUCCCUGUGGCUCAUAAGAGAAUUAUUAAAAGGGAACAACAAGAAGUUCUGGUCGGGAAAGAGAGAGACUCCAAGAAGAAGAUUUGGUCAAGAUAAAUAAUAUAACUAAAUAGCAUAGAGAAACUCUUAAUCUCUUGUGUUUCUCUAUAUGAUUUUCUCUGUAUGAAAUUGAAUAUUAAUCCUUUCUUACACUUUUCAAAGCCAUGAUCACAUUAUUAUUUCAAUCUUCAUAUAUAAACAUUAAUACAUUAAUUUAGUCUUA
This is a messenger RNA of Arabidopsis arenosa, 5341 nucleotides long. The record is from the annotation of a GenBank genome assembly. Lineage: Eukaryota; Viridiplantae; Streptophyta; Magnoliopsida; Brassicales; Brassicaceae.